UGACGAGCGAAGGUGCAUCACGCCGCCGCAGUGUCAACCAGAGUGAGGGAGGAGAGUGUCGUGGCCGCGCCGUUGCCCAAGAUUUCUUCCCCUCGAGGUGUCCCCGUAGUGUCGAGGAGGUCCUGGUGGCGACAGGAUGAACCCAGCAGCCGUGCCCACGCCCCUGGAGGACGUGCAGGGGGACGGCAGGUGGCUCAGCAUGCACAAUCGGUUUGUGUCUCAAGCACGCGAGAGUGAGCCAGAUGUCGUCUUUGUCGGGGAUUCGUUAGUGGCAAAUCUUCAGUCGACGGACCUGUGGGAGAAGUGGUUUGCCCCCAUGCACAGCCUCAACUUUGGCAUCGGUGGGGACCAGACACAGCACGUCCUCUGGCGUCUGAAAAAUGGCGAACUUGAGUUCAUAAGACCUAAGGCUGUUGUGGUCUUAGUUGGUACAAAUAACCAUGGGCAUUCUGCUCAGGAAGUUGCAGGUGGCAUCACAGAAAUUUGUCACACAAUACGAGAUAAGCAGCCUAAAUCAUAUAUUAUCGUUUUGACAUUACUUCCACGGGGAGAAAAACCCAACCCCUUGCGCGAGAAGAAUAGGCAGAUCAAUGAGCUAAUGAAGGAGGCAGUGCGGGACAUUGAUUUAUGUCAGGUGGUAAACAUCGAUCGAGACUUGGUCAUGCAGGACGGAAGUAUAGAUCACCGUGAUAUGUACGACUAUUUGCACUUAACUUGGCAAGGUUACCGCCGUGCUUUUGAGCCAGUCUUCGAGUUGUUAACACAGCUGCUUCAUGAGAACGACAAGGUGAUUUUGAACGAUGCAACGCUGGCAUCACCUGCAUCUGACAACCCCCCUUCGGACAACCCCAGUCCCUGUGCUGAGUAGCCUCCCUGAACUUCGAAAACAAUGUGCACAGCUCACUAUCACGACCACUCUGGCAGCAGAUAGUCUCAACCAUGACACCAUGUGCUUGUGACACCCCGGACCAACAUUUUGUGCUCGCGUGGAAACACUUAUCAACUCUUGGAGAGGAAAUAACAUGAGAUUUUGAAGUCCAUUACCCUAAAGAUUGUAUGUAACAUCUUGUCCAGGGCACUUUUGAAGCAAGCAUCUUGUAUGACACAGUUGGUGAAACUGAAGGUUGGAAUUCAGAUAUAAACAGCCAUUUUCUAGCCAUAUUUCUUCUGUAGUUAUCUUGUGGAUUCAGAUUAUUUAUUGAAACUUAGCCUUGUAUUCUUACUACCUCAGACCAUCUUGCAUGACUCAGAGUGAUUUGACAUCUCUCUUAAUCAGCUUCUCUUUAAAAUACAGUGUAUGAAUACAGUGUAUGGUUGCAUCUUAUAAUUUUAUACUAAACCUAAAGGCCACUGAAGAAAUAUAUAUUAAGCAGUACAAUGUUUCAUUCCAUAUUUGUGCAAAAUGAGUAAAUGGUUGUUUUAUAUAAAAGAAAACAUACAGGUCCCCAAAUAUGUGGGAAAGAUAUGGAAACCAGUGAUACAUUAUUUUUUAGUUGGGAGCAAUUCAUUAUUUUAUUUAAUAUCAUAAUUAGAUAGUAUGAUGCUCUUUAAUAAUUAUUGUGAUUAUUUUUGCAAAGACCUAAUCACCUUUUUAUCAGCUCUAUUGAUUUUCUAAGAAAAGUUUGUUUUACUCUAAGUGUAACACUAUUUUAAGAAGGACUGUUAACACUGACCUAUAUCAAGAAAAACCUGGCAAGAUUUCGUUAUAUUUCAGCUUUUUAUGGACUUAGGAAAGAAAAUUAAAAGGGAUGGACAUAAGUAACAUCGCUGAACAUGAUAGUGUAUGCUUUUAAGUGUGACAGUUGAAAUCUUACCAUUCACAAGGGCUUGCAUAGUCCUGACUGCAGUCAGCAGGCAAAUACCUUUAAAUGAACAAUGCAUUCCUAUGAACCAAAGUCUAGAACAGAGGGACUUGCUAAGCCUGUUCUUGUGAUAAUUUUAAGUGAUCGUAUUUUCAGUAUAUAAAAUCUUUUGUUACUGAUAAUGUUAAGUUGUACAUCUGCACUUUUCUUUUUAGUUGUAAAUGCACAUGCAAAUUGUUUGGAAAGUAUAGUAAAUUUCAGUAUGGUUUUGGUGCACCCAAAGCAAUAGGUGUGUUGCUGAUUGUAAUAUUUUGUCAGCUACAUAUAGGCAUUGGUACAAAUAAGCGAAUGUGCAUUUGCACUACUUUCUAUACUCAUUAUUUAUAUAUUUUCAGUAAUACGUUUUGGCAGAUAGGGCAUAAUAUAUGUAUCCAUUGAGGGUGCUGAGUCUAGUCCCAGUGAAUUUUUUUUUUCUUUAGAUUGGAUCAUAUAUAUAUUUAAAUGACAUGGUACCCUGUGAUCAGUGUUGGAGGCCUUCAAGCUCUCCAUCAUGCUGCAUUCAGAAAUAUCUACUUUUGUGCUACUAAUUGUAGCCUUGCAACAUAGCCAGUUUUGAGUGUAUGCUUUGGAAUACAAUAAAAGAUUUGUGUUUUGCAUUUCUUGCUGAAUCAGGUCAUUUUGGUUUAAUUACUUAUAUAAGAAAAAUAUAUAUUUGCGGUUUUGAAAACUGAUGAUACUCCCAUGCUGCCCAACAUAAUUUUUUUUUCUUUUUUUAUAGAUUUAUUAUUGGUUGUGGAGCAAUCACUGCAAAGGUUGCAAAAUAUGACUUCAUUAUUAGGCAGAAAAAAAAAAAUUGCUUCUUUAAAAUGAUCUAUCUUCACUGUUGGAUCAGGCAAAGCUUUUUGUUAUAAUUCAUCCUAGUUUGCUUAACCAAACUAGUGUAAUGACAGACAAGCACACCAAGGUAGCUAUGCAUGACGCUACCAACCCAUCAGCCUGGAAUUUUGGAUUGGGUGCCUUUCUCCUCAACUUUCCACCUUUGUACUAAUAGUUGCAUACAGUGACAUUGCAGCACCAAAGAAUGACUGACUGACAUGAGUAAGAAUUAUUGCCAGUAAUGGUCUUAGAAUUGGAAUAUUGAUAUAGGUUUGAGUAGUUCUUAUUACAGAUAGAUUAAAAAUUUUUGCUGAAGUUAAAGUUAGUUUGUGAGUUUAGAAUGUGAGUAUUUGAAUUAGGCUGUAUGUAACUCAGUGGAAUGGGUUAUUUUAUUUCCAGCUUUGAACAUUGAUGCAAAAAGAUAUGUUCAAGUGAGCUUCCCUUUGCUUAUAUGAUGAAUCUCAUAAGCUUAUCACUGUCCAGCUUUGGGCAUUUCCAGGAUAUAGUUUGUCCAUGUGUCAUGCUUUCCACAUAUUUAAGCUUAUUGCAAGUAGUGAUUGUAUACAGUUAUUCACUAUUGUCUUGGCAAAAGAGUGUAAAGUUCUUAAUGAAGAUGAUCCCUGGAUUUGCUCAUUUUGCAUACGACAAGUCAGUUUCAUUCAUUAGAACUUCAAGCAAAUGGAUUGAUUUCAUGUUCCACAAGGUCAUCCUAUUUCUAAGGUACUUCAUAAGCGACUAAAACUUUGAGAGAAAAGAGGUCUCAAAGUCGUUAUCCACCAAAGAAUUCUUGUAGGUCAUGGCAAAAAAAAAGACGAAUAUUUGGUUGUUGGCUAAUGCAAAAAGGCACCUAACAUGAAGAUUUCCCAGUUGUAUAAAUGACAGUAUGAUUGCUGUUAGAUUAUAUUUUUUGUAAAAAUGUGUACCAUAGGAAUGGGAGGAAAUGCCUAGUUGAAUAUUGCCUUUUAAUUCAAGAAAAUGUUUGGGCUUCUGUUAUAACAGAAUGGAUGCUAUUGCUGUUUUCUUUAGUUAUAUAAAGAAUUUAUCAAAUUGGUAAAAAUGUAAUACUUAUUGUAUUUUCUUGUUGGCGGUUCUGCAUUUAUAUUUCCUUUUGCAGUUCACAGCAAAUUUAGGGCCUCUGCAUUAUUACAUAGAUCAUCACAAUGAUGUUAAUUGUACCCCCACACAAAUAGUACACCACUGAUAUGGAAAUCUGCUGCAGCUAUGUGUGUGAAGCAUAGUGGUCCAAUGUACGUGUGCCUGGGUCAGAGUAAUGCCUUUUUAAAUGUAUUUCUCUGUGAUAUGAGGAACCUUUUAAACUGGUGGCAAUGUGGCAGCUCUUGGUGGCAAAGGCUAUCGUGCACCUGUCUGUUUCAUGUAUGAUUAAAUUAUGAUAAAGAU
Molecule: messenger RNA, 4076 nt
Organism: Penaeus indicus
Lineage: Eukaryota; Metazoa; Arthropoda; Malacostraca; Decapoda; Penaeidae
Gene: Paf-AHalpha
Product: platelet-activating factor acetylhydrolase IB subunit alpha2-like
Exons: 5
Coding region: 137-868 (243 amino acids)
Molecular function (GO): phosphatidylcholine lysophospholipase A1 activity
Source: RefSeq, a predicted model, not a curated record